Molecule: messenger RNA, 3002 nt
Organism: Conger conger (European conger)
Lineage: Eukaryota; Metazoa; Chordata; Actinopteri; Anguilliformes; Congridae
Product: fibroblast growth factor 13
Exons: 5
Coding region: 680-1420 (246 amino acids)
Biological process (GO): cell differentiation; animal organ morphogenesis; regulation of cell migration
Cellular component (GO): cytoplasm
Molecular function (GO): fibroblast growth factor receptor binding; growth factor activity
Source: RefSeq, a predicted model, not a curated record
ACAUAGAACGUUAUUGAACAAGUCUGCUGUUAACAAGAGAAAAACAAAUAUCUACAUAUCCACCUGUUACCCGGCGUUUUCCAGGCUGCGCAUCAGAAGCUGCUCUAAAACAUCUGCGCCUCUUUUUCAUUCGUGCUGUCGGGGCUUCUGAGGAAUUAUUCAUUGCAUCUUUCGGCUGUUUGGUGGAACAUGACGGUUUUUAUUUUUGCCAUGGCUCGGACAAUUUUAAACGUGCAUUCACUUGUGAAGUCGACACCUUUGUUUUUCUCAGCAUUGCCUUAAUUGCACUGUGUGAAUGGAAAGAUGCGUCUAAACGUAUUCUGUUGAGGACUGCUUUUUUCCGGAGAUAAAAUGCAUCGUUGUCGAGAUACGCCCAGGAGAGGGUCGAACAUCUUAUUCCACAAGCGGAAUGUUUAAAAACCGGUGAUACAGUUUUCAGUGAUAUUGCAAAGAGAAAAUACUUGAGACAUAUGUACUGUCUAUGCAGCAUCAUCACUGGCAAUUAAACACAACUGCAGCACCAACUGCAACAAUGACUUCAUUACGCAUUUAAAUACGAUUGUGGAUUAUUUUAACCUUAAUAUUUAGAUUUAGUAACAGUGUAAACCCCCCGCGAACAGUGGGAGGGUAAAACAUUUUCUUCUGGAACUUGGACCAUUAGCCAGCCGCCAAACUGGCGAUGGCCGCAGCGAUAGCCAGCUCCCUCAUUCGGCAGAAGAGGCAGGCGAGGGAGCGGGAGAAGUCGAAUGCCUGCCGCUGCGUUAGCAGUCCGAAUAAAGGAAAGGGGACCUGCGAGAAGCCCAGUAGGCUAAGCGUGUUCUCGCGGGUGAAACUCUUCGGGUCCAAGAAGCGGAGAAGGCGGCGACCAGAGCCCCAGUUGAAGGGGAUUGUGACAAAGCUGUACAGUCGGCAGGGCUUCCAUCUGCAACUCCAAGCAGAUGGAACCAUCGAUGGAACAAAGGAGGAGGACAAUGGCUACACCAUAUUCAACCUCAUCCCCGUGGGGCUUCGUGUGGUGGCCAUCCAGGGCGUGCAGACCAAGCUCUACCUGGCUAUGAACAACGAGGGCUACCUUUACACAUCGGAACACUUUACGCCGGAGUGCAAGUUUAAGGAGUCAGUGUUUGAGAACUACUACGUGACGUACUCCUCCAUGAUCUACCGGCAGCAGCAGUCGGGCAGGGGCUGGUACCUCGGUCUGAACAAAGAGGGCGAGAUCAUGAAGGGGAAUCAUGUGAAGAAGAACAAGCCGGCCGCACACUUCCUCCCCAAGCCCCUGAAAGUGGCCAUGUACAGAGAGCCUUCGCUCCACGACCUGACGGAGUUCUCCCGGUCCGGCAGCGGCACGCCCACCAAGAGCCGGAGCGCGUCGGCCAUGCUGAACGGCGGGAAGACGGUGAGCCAGAACGAGUCCACGUAGCCCAGCCGCGGGAGCGCAUCCCGAGUCCUCCGCUUACCUCCGGCCGCUUGCCACAUCAAGCAGACUUAACCCUCCCCCUUAACCAUCAUCAGCGGUUCAGGACAAAGACGAGAGCAACACGACACAAUUAGUUUACCAGUGCUCUUUCAAUCCACCCUGAUGGCGCCUAUAAGUUUUAAAAUCAAGCGUUAAAAUCAAGCAUAGGAAUAUCAAAGCCACUGAUCUUCUGUAGGCCUCUCUCAUUAAAAACAAAACCCAAGCCAUUUCACUGCCCCCUCAUUUAGUUUUUGCUGCAAAUGACCACUUUACUGAGUCCUGGUGGUGAUGUAGAAAAUACCCAUUUAUCUUCCCAGACAUCAGGGCGAAUGAAAACAUCGCUGCUUGGUUCAGCCGUUGAGAAGUGACCUGUUCCGUGUGUCAUCCGCGCUUCCUACGAGCCGAGCAAAAAGCUUCUCGUGUCGCAGUCUGCAGGAACUGAGGCCAGUGGGGUUGGCUAUCAUGCAUUACAGUGUUUAUGCACAGAGACAGAGCUCUAAAUAAGCCGCCAUUCAGCUUAUCUGAAGAAAGGGGAGGGUGUCAGGUCCUCGUAUUGAAGCUGUGCCUCCAUUUUGCUGGCUAAUUUACUGAAUUAGCCAGAAGCUAUUAUCCUCGUCCGUGUCUUCCCCUUCUCGCUGUCUGUAUAUAUGGCUGUCCCUGAGUGUCCACAGGGGUCCAGCACACCAAAGACAGGAGUGUACCUCUGUCCCCUAAAGCAGUUUGUAGAGGUCCGGCCAGAAUUGGUUGGUUGCCUUUGUUACUCUUCAGGUCUUAAGAAGAGAGAUGAGAAAUGAUGGCAACGCACGGUUGGGUGUAGUGGUUCAGUAUUAAAGGAAGUGUUUUGAUUGUUAUAAUUUCUGCAGUAUAAGUUGACUGUUCAAUGUUUCCCCCAUUGUUUGAAUCUUGUCAGGUUGUCUCUGUCUCUGUCCUGUAUUCUGUUAUCAAUAGUGCUUGUGUCAAGCCCCACCCCCACUCUUUGUUAGAAGUUCUCUGGCUGACUCUGUUUGCCAUACCGAUACGAUGAGGCUCCCAAACAGACCACUAUUUUGUGUAUGAAUAGUGGCGAUCAUUUUCUAUGAAAAAAGUUGAUACUGUGGAAUUUUAGGUGGCUUUACAUUUUUUAUAGUUUACGUCUUAUUUGUAAGGUGAACAAUUUUGGAAGAAAAGGAGAAAGGUCCCUUUCCUUUCUUGUACAGGGCAUGUACAAUUAAAGUUCUUGUAUAGUGCAAGGACCCUUUCUUCGUGGGCAAAGUACUUUUUUCCCUUGAUAUCUUCAUACAUGCUACAGGGAGGCUCCUGAUUCUGUUUUAGUUUUAUUUCAUUUUGGUGAACAUAUCUGUUGCAUGGGAGACAGCUGGGAUUUCAGGAAUAGAGCUGCAUGAUGUAGGCUAUGUGUAUUAACCCAUGUUGGAUCAUGUGUUCCAAUGCAUACCAGGAUAAAAACUGUAUGAUGUACAAGCAGGUUUUCAGCCUGAUACCUUCCAGUUGUUUAUUAUUUGUUGUAUACACAGAAAAUUGCACUGAAUAAAAUGUUUAUAUAAAGAUA